AUGGCGGAGUCGGCCGGAGCCUCCUCCUUCUUCCCCCUUGUAGUCCUCCUGCUUGCCGGCAGUUGCGGGUCCGGGCCCCGGGGGAUCGAGGCUCUGCAGUGUGCGUGUACUAGCUGCCUCCAGGCCAACUACACGUGUGAGACAGAUGGGGCCUGCAUGGUUUCCAUUUUCAACCUGGAUGGGAUGGAGCACCACGUGCGCACCUGCAUCCCCAAAGUGGAGCUGGUCCCCGCCGGGAAGCCCUUCUACUGUCUGAGCUCCGAGGAUCUCCGCAACACCCACUGCUGCUAUACUGACUUCUGCAACAAGAUCGACCUGAGGGUGCCCAGUGGUCAUCUCAAGGAGUCUGAGCACCCUUCCAUGUGGGGCCCCGUGGAGCUGGUAGGCAUUAUUGCUGGCCCAGUGUUCCUCCUGUUUCUCAUCAUCAUCAUUGUUUUCCUUGUCAUUAACUAUCAUCAGCGUGUCUAUCACAACCGCCAGAGACUGGACAUGGAAGAUCCCUCAUGUGAGAUGUGUCUCUCCAAAGACAAGACGCUCCAGGAUCUUGUCUACGAUCUCUCCACAUCGGGGUCUGGCUCAGGGUUGCCCCUUUUUGUCCAGCGCACAGUGGCCCGAACCAUCGUUUUGCAGGAGAUUAUUGGCAAGGGCCGGUUUGGGGAAGUGUGGCGUGGCCGCUGGAGGGGUGGGGACGUGGCUGUGAAGAUUUUCUCUUCUCGUGAAGAACGUUCUUGGUUCCGGGAAGCAGAGAUAUACCAGACAGUCAUGCUGCGCCACGAGAACAUCCUUGGAUUUAUUGCUGCUGACAAUAAAGAUAAUGGCACCUGGACACAGCUGUGGCUCGUCUCAGACUACCAUGAGCAUGGCUCCCUGUUUGAUUAUCUUAACCGAUACACGGUGACAAUCGAGGGGAUGAUUAAGCUGGCCUUGUCUGCGGCUAGCGGGCUAGCACACCUGCACAUGGAGAUUGUAGGUACCCAAGGGAAGCCUGGAAUUGCUCAUCGAGACUUAAAAUCAAAGAACAUCCUGGUGAAAAAAAAUGGCAUGUGCGCCAUUGCAGACCUGGGCCUGGCUGUCCGCCAUGAUGCGGUCACGGACACCAUCGACAUCGCCCCAAAUCAGAGGGUGGGGACCAAGCGAUACAUGGCCCCCGAAGUGCUCGACGAAACCAUUAACAUGAAGCACUUCGACUCCUUCAAAUGUGCUGAUAUCUAUGCCCUCGGGCUUGUAUACUGGGAAAUUGCUCGAAGAUGCAAUUCCGGAGGAGUCCAUGAAGAAUAUCAGCUGCCAUAUUAUGACUUAGUGCCCUCUGACCCUUCCAUUGAGGAAAUGCGAAAGGUCGUAUGUGACCAGAAGCUACGUCCCAACAUCCCCAACUGGUGGCAGAGUUAUGAGGCUCUCCGGGUGAUGGGGAAGAUGAUGCGGGAGUGUUGGUACGCCAACGGUGCGGCCCGCCUCACCGCUCUGCGCAUUAAGAAGACCCUCUCACAGCUCAGCGUGCAGGAAGAUGUGAAGAUCUAAGCCUCUCCCUCCCUUGCACGCAGCCCUGGGCGGCGGGAACUACACACACAGCUGCCCUGUUGAGCGUACGAUGGAGGCCUACCUCUCGUUUCUGCCCAGCCCUCUGUGGCCAGGAGCCCUGGCCCAAGAGAGGGACCGAGCCCGGGAGACUCCCUCACUCCCAUGUUGGGUUUGAGACACAGACCCCUUUUAUAUUUACCUCCUGACGGCAUGGAGACCCUGAGAGCCAACGGUGUGGAGAACUCGAUGCCACAACUCGAACUGGCUGUGGUGGGAAGUCCCGCAAAGCCCGGGGCACCUGGCGGGCGGCCGGGAGGACCCAGGAGAAGCCGAGUGUCGCCAGUGCCCAGCAGCACUGAGGGUUUUCCUCCGGGGACCAGCCAACCCCAGCACUCCGAGGUGGCCCAGAGGCACCGCAAAGUACCGCCCCCUCUCACAGGCAGCUCUGGACCCCGGGCUCCCCUCCUCCCUCCCGCGGACAUCUGGAGGGACCGCCAGUGGGGACAGGGUCUGCCGCCUGUCUGUCC
Molecule: messenger RNA, 2045 nt
Organism: Odobenus rosmarus divergens (Pacific walrus)
Lineage: Eukaryota; Metazoa; Chordata; Mammalia; Carnivora; Odobenidae
Gene: ACVR1B
Product: activin A receptor, type IB
Exons: 9
Coding region: 1-1518 (505 amino acids)
Biological process (GO): nervous system development; activin receptor signaling pathway; protein phosphorylation
Cellular component (GO): activin receptor complex; plasma membrane
Molecular function (GO): activin receptor activity, type I; ATP binding; activin binding
Source: RefSeq, a predicted model, not a curated record